AUGAAAUCAGUUAUUCUAACUCCCAACUCCUCCCUCAGAUCUACCACCACAAUAGAACUCAACCAAUCAGAAACCCGGGAUAGCUAUUAUUUUCCAGGAUGUCGAAAAGAUGCGAGCUGUAAAUGUGAAAUCUGCAUUGCCAGCAUCAAUUCCACUCUUGAUUUGAUUCCGCAAAGCAUUAGCAAAAGCUCACUCACCAAACGUUAUCCCUCAAAACAAAUGAUUCCAAGAAGCCCAGCGUCUGUUAACAAAGCAUCUCUUCUUUUAUCGACGCCCAAAUCUAAAUCGAGUGUUCCAGUUCGAUCUUUCUCUGCUUCACCACCGCUGAAUUCCACCGCAAGAACGAGUUUUCAAGAAAAGAUUAAGAGAAGAAAGAGAGAAUUGGGAUAUGGGGUUUUCAUGGUGAGGUUGAUAUUGUGUUUCAUCAUAAUUUUUGCUGCAGAAUAUGGGUUCUCGCGUAUGGUUUAUGGUGUUUUAAAGCCCAAAUUGUCAUCUGAUAUUGUUAAGAAUUUGGGUGAAAAAUCAUGGGUUUUCGAGGACUUUAAUGAAAGAUUCUUGUUCUUGAAGGAUGAGUUACAGGGCUUUGUUGAUAAUAAGGUUUCUACUUGUAUUGAUUCAGUAUGGAAAAUUAAUCAGGAUGGUUUGCUGUUGAAUUCGCAAUGUACAUUGUACAAAUCCUCCACAGAGGAGGUGAGCAUUUGGGGAUGGCCAUUGCAAACCGCUGGAUUGCUCACAGCAGAAUUCUCUUCAAGAUCAUUCACAGUUAUAUCGGGAAGAGUUACAGAGUGGUCUAAUGGAGGAGAGUUGAGGUACCUGAUGGAGAAGACCAACAGUUCAUGGACACAAGGAAAAUGGAGUGCCAAUGCAGUGCAAUUUGAUCCAAAUACUUGGCUUCUCGAGUAUCAGCAAAACUUUCUCAUGGAAAAUGCAAGAUUAGUUUCAGCAUCUGUGGAGUUCUUAAAAUUUAGGCUACUUAGAGAGUUUGAAAAGAUGAAGCAAGAAUUUUGGCUACUCUAUGCUUUUGGAAGCCAAUUUGCUGAUUAUAGAGUCAAGAGUAUCCCAAUCCCUACUUGA
This is a messenger RNA of Fraxinus pennsylvanica, 1074 nucleotides long. NCBI's taxonomy places the organism in Eukaryota, Viridiplantae, Streptophyta, Magnoliopsida, Lamiales, Oleaceae. The record is from the annotation of a GenBank genome assembly.